Molecule: messenger RNA, 1080 nt
Organism: Dromiciops gliroides (monito del monte)
Lineage: Eukaryota; Metazoa; Chordata; Mammalia; Microbiotheria; Microbiotheriidae
Gene: TATDN1
Product: TatD DNase domain containing 1
Cellular component (GO): cytosol
Molecular function (GO): 3'-5'-DNA exonuclease activity
Source: RefSeq, a predicted model, not a curated record
CCUGACCCCUGUCUCCCUGCCUCUCUUCUCUCCCUGCUUCCCCCCACACACACACCCCCCAGCCCCGCCGGGUCUGGCCACUUCCGCUUCCGCUCAGACAGAAUUGAGGUCGCCACCAUGACUCGCUUCCCGUUCAUCGAUAUUGGUGUCAACAUGCUGAUCCUAUGUUCAGAGGAAUUUACAGAGGAGUUCAAAAACACCAAGAUGAUUUCCUGGAUAUAAUAGAAAGAGCAGUCCAAACUGGUGUUAAAAAGUUUAUGAUUACAGGUGGAAGUCUACAAGACAGUAAAGAUGCCCUGAAUUUGGCAAAGACAAAUGAUAUGUUUUACAGCACAGUUGGAUGUCAUCCUACCCGCUGUGGAGAAUUUGAAAAGAAUAAUCCUGACCUUUACUUAACUGAGCUGCUAAAUCUUGCUGAAAAUAAUAAAGGAAAAGUUGUAGCAAUAGGGGAAUGUGGACUAGAUUUUGAUAGAUUACAGUUUUGUCCCAAAGAUACACAACUCAAGUACUUUGAAAAACAGUUUGAACUGUCAGAACAAACAAAGCUACCAAUGUUUCUUCAUUGUAGAAAUUCACACACUGAAUUUUUGGACUUGAUGAAGAAAAACAGAGACAGAUGUGUGGGAGGAGUGGUACAUUCAUUUGAUGGCACAAAGGAAGAAGCUGCGUUAAUUGACAUGAAUCUUUACAUAGGAAUUAAUGGUUGCUCACUGAAAACUGAGGCCAACCUAGAAGUAUUAAAGUCAAUACCUGGUGAAAAAUUAAUGAUAGAGACUGAUGCUCCUUGGUGUGGAGUCAAAAAUACUCAUGCAGGAAUAAAAUAUGUAAGAACUUUAUUUCACAAAAAGAAAUGGGAAAGUGGGAGUUGUUUGAAGGACAGAAAUGAACCUUGUAACAUUAUUCAGAUUCUGGAGAUAAUGGCAGCAGUAAGAGAUGAUGACCCACUUGAAUUGGCCAAUACACUGUAUAACAACACCAUUAAAAUCUUCUUUAAAGACAUGUAAAGCAACUAUUUGCCAUAUGUGUUUCAUCAUGUAUGUAAAACUGCAUGGUAAAACUUCAAUAAAAGUAUGAAACUUA